GAAGCACCAGUCCUGGGCCGAGGCCCUGUGGGUGAGCUGCGUGUGCCCCCUGCGUGCGCCAUGGGCGUGUAGGGAGAGCCCGGCCGCCGCCUCCCCGCCCCUGAGCAGGACUGGCACCCACCGGGGACGGGGCACAGCGGAGAGCAGCGGUGUGGGUGCCAGCACACCUCCGCAGUGAGGAGGGACCUGACAGGCGGACAAGGAGGAAGCAGUGCUGCGAGGCCAGCGAGUGGCAGGGCCACGCGCUGAGCAACUCCAGCUGCGCCUGCAGCCCCCCAGGCCUCUGCUCCUCCUCUUCCUCUGCAGCGUCUGAAGGCCGGGAUCAGCAUGAAGGACUAUUACCCAGCCUCGAUGCGCCGCUACAGUCGGUAUGCCAGGAGACUGAGAGCCUCACGCACUGUGCACUUCCCCAAUGACGUCGUCUUUCAGGACCACAUCAGGCAGGGGGACCUGGAGCAGGUGGGCAGAUUCAUCCGCGCCAGGAAGGUGACGCUGGACACCAUCUACCCUUCCGGUGAGUGCUGGAGGCGGCGCGGCUCAGCUGGGCUGCGCAGGACGGGAGCGAGCCGCGUGGCCCACGCUGGGAUGUGGGCCCCCUUCGGCAGGGGACGGGCUGUAACUGAGUCAUUUUCCUCCCGAGAGAGGAGUAGUGCCCCUAAUGUUGCCAAGCAGGACCUGAGAGAGUCCCAUGCCAUUGCCCCAACAUCUCCCCUUGACAGCACGGUCAACGUAUGCUGUGGAAAGGGGGGAGCUGGUCCCCUGGGUCCCUCCAAGGCAUGACAGCGUGCCUGCCUGUGGUGGGACCUCGAAAAGCAGCCACGGGCACAGGCUGGUCUGUGGAGCUCUGGACUGGACGGUUGGGCUCCUGCCUUCCAUCCCGCUUUGGGGGAAGGGCAGCUCCGCAUCUUGCUCCUGGCUCUGUCCGUUUCCCACAAACACUGUUCUCUCUCGCACGUCUGGAUCUGUGGACUUGCAGCUUUUACGCCUGUGGGGGAAG
Molecule: messenger RNA, 997 nt
Organism: Athene cunicularia (burrowing owl)
Lineage: Eukaryota; Metazoa; Chordata; Aves; Strigiformes; Strigidae
Gene: PPP1R27
Product: protein phosphatase 1 regulatory subunit 27
Exons: 1
Coding region: 328-780 (150 amino acids)
Source: RefSeq, a predicted model, not a curated record